Molecule: messenger RNA, 1292 nt
Organism: Pisolithus orientalis
Lineage: Eukaryota; Fungi; Basidiomycota; Agaricomycetes; Boletales; Pisolithaceae
Exons: 5
Coding region: 94-1191 (365 amino acids)
Source: RefSeq, a predicted model, not a curated record
CGCGUCUCUUCAACUUGGCACAUACCCACAGCAGCAACCCUUGCGUCGUCAACUAACAUCACUGACUUGAAGUUCGUCUGAAACCAAUCCCAGAUGGCUGCAAUAUACGCUGUCUAUACCUCUCCUACACACCCGCCGGUGCCGAACCACCUUCCAACCCUCGUCGUCACCCCACACGGACAACCAUCUAACAUUUUGUACUCGUAUCUCCACACUAACUUCAAUGCCGAGAAUUAUCUCCUCACCCCCUCUCCCCAAGGCGAUCUCUGUGUUGCUAGACUGUUCCCUCCCCGUCAGCACCAAGGCAAAUCUACCGCUUCCGACCCAGGUCAUUCUGGUCACUCAUCCACUCGCGUCGUUCGCUGCGAGGCAUCCAGAAACCUCAAAUGGUCUAUUGCGAACACAGGUGUCAUUUCUCCCAUAUACAAACUCUCCCUCCCUUCCCCCGAUUCCCCGGAUCUCCCGCUCUUUCAGAUAUCCAAGCCGAACCCAAACGCGGCAUUCUGGAGCAUGUUCUACUUUGCUUAUGCAGGCCAUAAUAUCCCCCCCAGGCGUAUCGAGUUCGGAAAGAUACAAAAGAAUCCACCGGGUCCAAGCGGUGGGGGUACGCGGAUCAGCAUCACCGGAAAGACGCCCGAAGAGAAAGCUGUAUGGCAAACCCUCGGUGAGGGAAACGAGGACUGCGUCGAGUGGGUCGUCCUCUGUGCGGCGCUAAACCUACUCGACGACGAAAUCAUGAAAGCCGCCGAGAAGAAUCCACAGCCUCCUUCGAUUCCUGCGCAAAUGCCAGCGCAAGGCGGUCGCUCAGCGCCGGUCGCGCUCCACGACCCCGGGCCACAAUCCGCCCAGGGACAGCAGCGCCAGGGUCCUCAACAACAACAACCCCCAUCGCGUGGCCCAAUGCCAGGCGGCCGCCCCAUGCAAGGCCCACCUCCUCCACGUGGAUUUGCUCAAGGGCAAGGCCCUCCUCCGCCAAGUGGUCCUGGCGGUUACACUGUCCCUCCACAGGGCUAUGCGCCCGGCCCCGGGCGGCAACCUCCGCCUGGUCAGCGUCCUGGCAUGUCAGGGGCUCCUGGUGCCAUGCCACCACUCGGGAUGGUCGCUGGACGCCAUCCCCCUCCACAAGGGCAUCCUCAGCAAAUGCCUAUACUCCAGCCUGGCCAGCCGCAGGGCGGGCAGCGAAAGAUCUAGCGUUUUGAAGUCAACGCUCGCUUGACUUGGGCACAUGUUCCGUAGAUUUCUAGUCUGAACCCUUAGUCUGAUCGUUACCAUUCUGCCAGUGGUUGCCUCAU